AUGGUUCUCAAAGUCCAGAAGGAACAGGUCCGCACUGUAUCCCAGAAUUUCGGACCCCAAAAGGCAAAAGACGCUCCCUCACAUCCCCAGUCCCAAACCCCCAAGUCCCCUGGGGAGAAGACCCGGUAUGACACGUCACUUGGCCUGUUAACUAAAAAGUUCAUUCACCUGCUCAACGAGUCAGAGGAUGGAGUGCUGGACUUGAACCGGACUGCUGAGGUGCUGGAUGUCCAGAAGCGCCGGAUCUACGAUAUCACCAAUGUAUUGGAGGGGAUCCAGCUCAUUCGCAAGAAGUCCAAGAACAACAUUCAGUGGAUGGGAACAGGGCUAUUUGAGGACUCCACUGUGACAACAAAGCAGCAGUCGCUGCGGCAAGAGCUAACAAACAUCUCCAAGAUAGAGAGAAUGCUGGACAAGCUCAUUCAUGAGUGCACACUUCAGUUAAAGCAUCUGACAGAUGAUGAAACUAAUCAGAGAUUAGCAUAUGUCACAUAUCAGGAUAUCCGUGCCAUCAGCAACUUCAAUGAGCAGACGGUGAUUGUGGUCAGGGCCCCACCAGAAACCCGGCUUGAGGUACCAGAUGCCUAUGAGGAGAAUGUCCAGCUUCACCUGAAAAGCGCCAAUGGUCCCAUCGAUGUGUACCUGUGCCCUGAAGAAAUUCUUGAGGAUAGCCCAGCCAAGAAGAGCAGCUUCUCAGCUCCAACACAUCAGGAGAGUAGCAACUUCCCAACAGUGAAAAGUAAAGCAGCUGAGUCAGUUAAGACAGAGCUGCCAAGUUCUCUUACGGAAGGCGAAGAUGGUCUCCUAGAGCUGCCUCAGAACCUCUUACAACAGACCGAGGACCAGCUCCCUUCUGCUUCCUAUAGUGAUGCAGCUCCCUUUGUUAGCUUCUCCCCUUCCCUUGACCAAGACUUCUUGUGGGGACUGGAGGAGGGUGAAGGUGUCAGUGACCUAUUUGAGGCCUAUGACUUAGGAGACCUGCUAAAGAAUUGAAGCCAGCAUUCCUCAGUACUUUCUAUGGUGCUAAUAUUUCCCCAUGCUCUACUCCAAAGCCUUGGGUUUUAGGCUGAAGUGUCUUCUUGUGUUUGGGCCUGGUGGAACGUUUGCAGUGGAAGGGCCCAUGAAUAAGCCGUUCCUGACUAGUGGACCAUCACACAUUCCAGGCUUUUCCAAAAUUGCCAAUGAGGGAGUAUCAAGUGUUGCUCUGGUGAUGUUUUUGUGGGCUCCUUCCUUCCAGGUCUCCUUGGGCAUGCUCUGCAGGUUUUGAGAGAUUGGAAUGAUGAUUACGUCUUCACCAACCUUCUCUCAGUGCACUCUGACAGAAGCCUCAGGGGCCUGUGACUUUUCUAAGAAGCCUGCAAGCCCUUUAUUCUUAUGUUCUUGUUCUCACCUGAGCAGAAAAGGGUAGGGAAGGCAAACAGUUGCCCUUCAGACAUUUUAUACUGCAAUACUCAUUAGCCCCAACCAAAAUGACAAUUUGUCAGGAAUGGUAGGAGUUGUCACCCUAAACAUUGGGAAGGCACAAAGUUGCCCCAGUCCAGAAUGCUGCCAGUGGUCUAUGUGAUUUGUGGGUACAGAAGAAAGAGUGGUCCACAAAAGAAGAUUGAAAUGGGUAAUUUCCCACUUUCACUUAUUGAGAAUAACAGUCUCAGUCUCUGAUAUGAAAUAUCUUCUUAACAAAGGACAUGUUUCUCCAGGACUUGGAAAUGUUGCGUGGGCUGCAACUCCCAAAAUCUCAUAGUCAGAAUGGCUGCUGGCCUUCCUGGCUAGGGGAUUCUAGGAGUUGUAGUCCCACAAAGCAACAGUUCCCAGUUCUCAUCAUGUUGUUGGGGUCAUUUCCAAAUACUUGUGGCAUGGAAUAAUAUGUCUCUUGCUACAGUUUACUUUGGCAGGUGUCACUGCUGAAAUGAGUCGGCUUUCCAUGGCUUCUAACAUCAAGCUCUUUUCCAGUUUUGUUAUCCUGCCUUCUGGACAUCUCAGCAUGCUCUUGAUUUUAUGCUUGCAAGAGCAUUUGUUUCUUGAUGCGGAUACAUCAUGUGGCACUUUAAUUCUCUUAUCAAGUCAAUUGAAGAGGUUUUCUUUGGGUCUCACAUGGUGUGUGGAACAAGAUACACAGUAAGCUGCUAAGAGCUAAGACCUUUACUUGGCUAUACACAUUUCUUACUCAGAUUUUUAUGAAGGGGCUAAAUUACAUUUCUGGAACUGGAUCCACACACACUCCAUUUGCCUUCUGCUUCUUCAAUGAAAUAUAUUCACAUUGGCUGCUUUCAUUAUAUUCUUAGGGCUAUUUCUGGUUGACCAGUUCUUUUCCUUGCAUCUAUAUAAAAUACAAAACAUUGUUUUUUUCCAUGGGAGUGUCAUUUCAAGUUAGGUUCUACCAAGGAAUAAUAACCCCUUAGCCUUACUGCUCUGAUGAACUGGAUCAGAGUUCAUCAGAGCAGUAUGAAGGAUUCAAGGAUUUAAAGGAGCGUUUUCUUUUAGGUUUGGAUUUCUUUAAAAGAGACUUUCUCAAACUGACAAUCCCCAGCCAACAUGACCAUUGGAUGACUACAUCUUUAUAGCACACUGGCUUGAAGGCAAGCCAAUGGCAUUUCAUUAUUUUACUUUUUUCUCAUUGGUUCCAGAAAUUUUUAGUUUGUUUCCCAAGACCUCCUCCCCAACCUUAUAUCUCAGAAAGGUGCUUGCUUUGUCAUCUUUGGAGAUGACAGACUUAUGACUGCUCCUCAUCUUAAUUUGGCUCAAUAAAUAAAGCCUUUUCCGUCCCCAUGACAUAUGAAAUAGGACAGGUGAGCGAUCAUAAACAGGGAAAUUGCUGUAGGAGCAUGUACAGUUUUGGAGUUGUGCAAAUUCUUGGUACAGUGGUACAGCAUAUUCUUGGUACAUGCUAUCGUACUUUCUCAGGGAUCAAAGAUUUCACUUUUGGUGCUACUACACAAAUACUAUGCUGCUUUGGGGGAUGUUGCUGCUGAAUGCACUUGUAAGUUUCCCCUACACUUGCACACACUUGGUGUAGUAUAUUUUGAUUUGAUUUAGCAUUGACAUCAGGGAUCUAAAUUUCAUCUAGAUUUUAGUAUAAAUUUUAGUAUAAAUAGCAUUGCUUGAGCUGGAAGUUUGACCCACCCUGUAUCCCAUCUUAUUUUUUCUGAAGUGUAGGAUUGUGAUUGUAGUAAUUCAUCCAGAGGUAUAUCAUUAUAUGUGUCUUUCAUUCUGAGGACAGUGCUCAGGGAUGAACUGGGAUGCUAAAUUUGGACUGAAUUCAAUAGGCCCUGUUGUUAUGUCAGUUUGCAUAAGGAUAGUCUUGCGCCUGGUGCUUGCCUGAUCCUAAAGGCACAAAUCAUGUACUGAUUUGAACAGAUGGUCCAUUUGUUCUGUCAUCCUCUCACCUAGCCCACAGCACUGAACUCUUGAAUAAAUUAAGCAUCCAUCCUAUUUAAAAUGUUAGUGGAUUUCACCUUUAGGUCUUAUCCCAAUGACAGAAGACAGCAUCUUCAGCAGCUGUUUUAGGCUGACUUCUUACUAAAAUAUAGUAAGUGUGUGUCUCGCCCUCAUCACUUCUGGCUGCAAGUGGAGCUAUUGCAUGAUAGAAUGUUUCCCUAUAUUAAAAUGAAAAUUAUUCGCAUAUAGAUAACUAGAUGUCAGGGGAAAGGGUCUGAACUUAGCCUUUUCUUCAGGCAUGCUAGUUUUCUCUGCAAAGAUUUGUUGAAGUGCUUAAAAGGUGAGUCCCAGGCAACUAUGCAAAACAGUACAGUCCAAGCAGAGGUUUGUGAUGUGAGAAACCUUCGGUUAGCCAGAUGUUUUAGCCUGAUGGCUAAUGGUAAAGAACUGGGAAUUACAGGCCAAAACACUUGGUGGUUCUUCCAGCCUAGGUUGACAGAAUUAGGAUUAGGCCUGUUGGUGUACCACUAAAUGAAAGCACUUAUCAGUCCUUAAGAGACUGAAAGAAGGGGAGAUUAGCUGGCAUGGUAAUCAUGUGCCUCAGUUUCUUCCUUGCUACUAAUAAUUUGUCAUUUGGAUUAAUAGGGAUAAGUUUGAGCAGAUCUGUAUGUCACUUGAGUAACAAAUGUUGAAUCAAGGCACGUACCUCUCAGGUUGCCUUCUGCAACUUGUGCUUUGCAGAUGUUUGGGACUAAAAUCAUCCUCGAUUGAUGGGGCAGUUGUAACCCAAAACAUCUGGAGAUGUCACAUUGAAGAAGGCUGCCUCAGUGGAAUCAUUGGUGUAGUACAUUUAGAAAAUUUAGAAUGUAUGCUCUGCUUUACAUAUUAGUGUUAUGUUAGAUUUUCACUCAAAAAAAUAGUGAGGGUUCAAAUAUUAAUUAUUUUUUUAGAUGAACUGUUCACUGCCUUUCUGUACUUGUUCCUUUGCCCCUAGUCUGUGGCUUGUGCAUGCUAUUUUUCUUGGAGUGAUUCCCAGCAAACAGGCAACAGUUUGUAUUAUGCUAUUGCAUUAUGAUGUGGCUGGUUAGAGCAAGUGAGAGGCAAGUAAUUUCCCAUCCCUCCUCAUGACCUGCCUUUUAAUGAGGAUUUGUCUAUUUGUUUUAAAAGUGAUUUCAUUGAAAGAGUGAGGGAAAAUACACUCCUGUAGAAGCAGUGCUGGCAGAAAUGUUUGACUGGAAGCAGAGCUUGGAAAACUUGCUAUCUUGACUUGGCAUAGCCAAGAGAUUGCUGGUUGAGAAAUUUGGGGAGUUAGUAAUCCAAAAAUGUAACUUCCACACUCUUAUUGGAAGCACUGUCCAUUUGACAAGCCUGAGUUUUGUGAGUAUUGUCAUGGCACUGUCUGUAGAUGAUCCUUUCCUUCCCCCAAAGUGAAUUAGCAUUGGUUUGUGUAUGGAUUGGGAGUUAUGAUGAAUGACUUGUCAACCCUGGAAGAGUUCAGGAUUACAGUUUGUCUUCCAGUGGCAAAGGUGUUCAUCAAAUCUCCUUCCUUGAAAUUCUCUUCCAUUAUAAAUUUUGGUGAUAAAUUUUGCUGAAAGCAUGUAUUUGUCAGUGCCCUUUUGAAAAUAUGUGGGCAGGCGAGAGGUCUUAGUACCAGUGGAAACCAACUUUGAUCAGUUACCAACCAUUCAUUGAAAGCUCCUUAUUUCCUUGUAUCCUAGCAUUCAGAUUAAACCAAAUCCCUUCUUUCCUUUGCUGUGCUGCUAAGAGCUCUAAAUAAGAUGACUACCUCCAUACUUUUCCUUGACAAAGGGCCUAAGGAAGCAAGCCAUAUGAAGUCUGAAUGCAUGUCAGAGAUGCAUGUCAACUUUGCAUCACAGCACCUGAAGCAAAGCCAGUACAUACCAGGGGUGUGUGGUGUUUCUUAUGCAGCCAGAUGCCUUACACUAAGUGUGUGAUAGAGUCUUGGUGCAUUCUGGUUUUGCAUGGUUUAUUCCUCUCUGGAUGCCAGUUGCAUUCAGCAUUCACAGCCCAGCAACACUGUUCAAAUAAGGAAGGGGUGGUUAGGAAUCAUGGAGAGCACUAAAGGGCCAAUGGCAAGCCUGCCAAGGGCUAGGUUCACCUGUUGAAACUACCAGCCCUCCUAUAGAAGUUUGCUGCUUUUUGAUUUUGUGUCGAUCAGUCUUCCCCACCCUGGUGCCUCCAGAUAUUUUGGGCUUCAGCUGCAACCUUCUCUCACCAUUUGGCUAUGUUAGCUGAAGGUGUUGGGAGUUUCAGUCCAAAAUAUACCAUUUAGAAAAUAAGCUUUUUGAACAAAUUGUAAUUGAUUUCUUUGUGUAGAUUAAAUUUGUUGUACAUAAGGAAAUUCCUUGUGGUUUUGGAGCUUAAUCAAUUGUUACAUAAUAUUGUGUUUAUUGAUUGUAACUGUUUUGGAACUUGGAUUGCAGAAUAAUUAGUACUCCGUGUUCCUUAGUUUGCCAUUCGUUUUAGUUCACACCAGCUUUAGCUCCAAGCUAGAUUUUAAUACAAGUUGAGCAUGCAUUAACAAUGAAUUGCAGCUUAAUUUUAGUCUUAAUUCAGCACAUAUUUUCAGAAGCGUGUGUCUGAUUUUCUCAGUGCUUCCUGCUCUGCAAGGCAUCUUUAAAAUCCCUCCAAAUGUAUGGGGCUGAGUCUUAAUAUUUGUCGAAGUUGUAUAUAAUUAUUGCACUGUAUUUAUAAUGGAAACCAUCUUUGACACUGUUCUGCUGCAUUGUUAUUGUGCGGUGUUUUUGAAAUUGAAUAUUUAAAAAGCAUUCUAGGGCUUUUCUGUGAUGUUUGGCUUGGCCCUUGUGAAUGGACCUGUUUGUAUGGGGAUGGGAGGUUGAUUUUGUUUUAAACUCAAGGCACUUGAUAAUGUGUUUGUGUGAACAACGAAAGGAAAUAAAUUGUUUGAAAUAAA
Messenger RNA from Sceloporus undulatus (fence lizard), 6310 nucleotides. RefSeq names its product transcription factor E2F2-like. Gene Ontology annotation, cellular component: RNA polymerase II transcription regulator complex. The coding region runs from base 1 to 993 and encodes 330 amino acids. Gene Ontology annotation, biological process: regulation of transcription by RNA polymerase II. The record is from RefSeq and is a predicted model, not a curated record. The transcript has 7 exons. Gene Ontology annotation, molecular function: DNA-binding transcription factor activity, RNA polymerase II-specific; protein dimerization activity; RNA polymerase II cis-regulatory region sequence-specific DNA binding. Lineage: Eukaryota; Metazoa; Chordata; Lepidosauria; Squamata; Phrynosomatidae.